Messenger RNA from Aphis gossypii (cotton aphid), 671 nucleotides. RefSeq lists its product as uncharacterized. The coding region runs from base 124 to 540 and encodes 138 amino acids. The transcript has 2 exons. The record is from RefSeq and is a predicted model, not a curated record. NCBI's taxonomy places the organism in Eukaryota, Metazoa, Arthropoda, Insecta, Hemiptera, Aphididae.
AUGAUAUUUAAUCAUUUGGAUUUGAAGUUGCAUUUAUUAAUAUAGUUAAUCGAACGAACGAUUAAUGUAUAAUGCAAUUAAUUAUUUAAGUAUGUUUGCAAUAAAUAAUUAUUAUUAUGCACUAUGAUGACUUGUCAACAACUAACUACAGUGUGCAUCUUUAUGACCACAUAUCAAAUCGCACCUGCACAACGGGCUUUAAAUAGUCUCGUUAUACCAGGUCAGUCAGGUCUGCUGAACUACAACCUGUUACCACGGCCACCAAAAGGAUACCAUUUCGAACCGUAUGGAUACAUCUUGAAUAAUUAUCCAAGCAAAUCGUAUACGAUAAAAUACGGUUUAUCGAAUAAUAUUAGGAAUAAUAAUCGUGGGAAUUCGGCCAGACGGGGCACUGGUUCCAAUAGGAAACCAACUAGGAAAAAGAAACCCAAGAACCCGUCAUCAGAAGAUCCUUCGUUCUCAGAACCGCCAGCGAAUUCAACAGGGGACCCACCAACCGCUGAACCUGCCGAAACUUCACCUCCAGAUCCUACUGCGUAAUUAUGGGGGGGGGGGAAGAUAUGGAGAUAUAUCCUUAUUAUGGAGAUGUUUUUUUUUGGCGAAAAAAAAACAAAAAGGAAAAUUGAAUUUAUAUUAUAAUUUAUGAAAACUAUAUUUAAUUUAAUUGUUUA